Molecule: messenger RNA, 3579 nt
Organism: Echinostoma caproni
Lineage: Eukaryota; Metazoa; Platyhelminthes; Trematoda; Plagiorchiida; Echinostomatidae
Source: the annotation of a GenBank genome assembly
UUUCUUCACUGUCUCAUGGAUUUCAUCACCCCACUGUCCGUUGUUUACUCCAAGCAUACGAAUCGUGGAACACAUGCAUCCGGUCGAAGUUCAUCCAUUCCCGUCUCCAUCCAAACUACCAAGUCACAUGUUGCUUUCAGCACAACCGAUCCUAAUUGGCCGGGCAAAAUGUUCGUCCCACCGAUAUCUGCCACAUCUAGUACGCAAUCCCGGACCAAGGAUGGGGCAUGUAACAUGGCUCGUGGGCCGCGAUCACUGAUUGCGUUAUCAACAACAUCAGGCACAUCAGAAUCGCUGACUUUGCCUGCGAUUUCUAAUCCUCCUGGUUCAGCCGGUACCAGUUAUCUCGCCUCACUUCCAUUCACUUGGCCCCAUGCCCCUGCUGCCGGUGUCCUAGUUGCAGGCCUCAUUUCUCAUUUAGCGAUUUACCCGCAAAAUAGCGAACCAGGCAAACUACUCACUCGAUUUCUUUCUACCAUACGAGAAGCAUUCGAAGUUUCGCUCCCACCAAUCAUCGCUUCUUCCACCUCCGCUGAUGUGGACACCCAAUUGAACUCUGUCCCGUGGGAUUCCGAUCAUAAGGCCAUAUUCUCAGAAUCCCAACUGGCUGACACCUGUUCUGGUUUGCUAAUUCUAGCAUUGGGGCGGUUAACUGCUAGUGAAGCAGGUGAGUCACGUCUGGAAGCCAGUGGAUUGUGUGCCACAUUCCAUCGUAUUUUACUUCCGACUGGGUCUGCUGUCAAAGCUGGUCGCAAAGCUACUCAGAUCGAAUCGACCGAUGACCUGUCGAUCAGCCAGAGCAAAAUGUUACUUUCUUCCCUGGAUUUCACCCGUCCGGGUCGUCUGGGCCACCAGCUAUUGACAGCUGCUGUUACUGGUGCCGCGAAGGAAAUUUGCUCGGAAUCGGUAAAUGUCCACGCACUUGCUCGUACCGUCUUGCCUGAACCGAUGCAUGCCUCACCGCAAUCAGAUCAGGUCGAUCCGAUGACUCCGUUCGCAUUGAGAUUGCUCGAUCCUCGCAGUGGUCCGAUCGGACAUCGUAUAUUCGCACAUAUUCUCACUCAGUCUGGUCCUUUCAAACGACUUGUCAUUGGCGUCUCCACUCGUCCCAAUUCGAGCACCAUCGAUCCGGACGGCAAGGUCGCCUCGCCCAGUCCACCGGAUAAUUCCGGUAUCCCUCAUCCGAUAGUUUCUCCUGUGCAUUGGCUACUCGAAGUGACCAAACGGUAUUUCAACGUGGCUUACGCGUGUGAGAUGGACUCACGUUUUUGGUCUCUGUUCACUAGUCCAACAUCCUCUUCACGACGUGGUUGGAACAGGUGGGCACUUCCUAACGUGAAGAAAAUGGAUCAGUUCUGUUUCAGUCCGCUGUUUUCUUUUUUCAUACAACGCAUUGCUGGCAACUUGAGUCUUCAAGACCGUGAUCUUGAGGCUGAAAGAGACGCGUGUCGCAGGGACUCGUUGAGUAUGCGUUGUACUCAACAAGAUCUGUUCAACUUCGACGAGACUAUCAGUAUGAGUGGCGCGACUACUACACCCGGAUUGUAUAUGCCCCCGGCGCUGAUGUCCGAAUCGGAUUGUAUCACAUCUCUUGCGGAGAAUGUGUGCAAUUACUGGUAUUGUCCACUACCACGUCAUCCGUACGGUUGUUUGGCGGAACAUAUGGACGGCAUGGAAUUAAUGCUCGAACGGGGUGAUCUUGAUGCUGCGGUGCACAUUUUACGUACAGGUCAAUCCUGUUGGACCACGAAACAAUCUACUGUUUCAGAUUCACGGAAUGCUAAAUCGAAUUUCUGCCAUUCUGAUAGUCCAUCUCAUACGGUGUCAAUUAUGGAGAUCAAAGGUGCCAUGUGGGCACUUGCCCAUGUGGGUUCUUCUACUUGUGGUCAAGCUUGGAUUGCCAAGCAGCCGGAAUUAAUACAAAUGUAUACUCAGUUCGCCACUGAAGGUCAAAACAUGGGAUUACGAGCAAUUGCAUGGCUGUGUCUAAAUCUGUUGGCAUCGAAAUCCGGCGGAGGCCUCUUGAUUACUCAGAAGACCGACCAAGCCUCCAUGGGACCUAUCCGAGCAACUACCAUACACGCGACAGAUGCAGCAACUGAACUAGCUUCAGUAAUGUGGCUAGCGACUGACCCCGAUUGGCUGUCUACCGCAGGUUCUGAUUCAACAGGCGCUCGUCGUGAAGCCGUGGAACCUAUCUCACGCAAUUCAUUGGAAGUUAGUAAUAAACCUUCAAACAUCUCACUGGAUGCCUGUUCGGAUGACCCUCAGAAAUUCCCCGCCACAUUUUCUGUUCGCUCCAUUCAUGCGUNGGAUCAAAAAGUCGUAGUUACAACUGCUUCGACAGGCCCGUCUGCUACGCAUACAGACGCACGCUUAGCUACCCGUCACGCAAAUGGUCAACGUAAGACUGCCUUAGCAAACGGUUUGGGCCUCUGGAAACCUUUCGGUCGUGUCACUUUAUCCUCACUAUCCAGUCGUACUCGGCGUUGGCUUCCUCGUCGUCGUUGGUCUCCCCGGCGCCAUAAGCACGGUUCAUCUUCACCUACAGCGGGCCCUCCUCUGAAUCAGGUUCAGCCGAAUACUUUUUAUCAUACUGUUGACAAGUCAAUGAUUCGGGCCUAUACGCGACAUUCAUCAAUCGAUUCCCCCGGUCAUUUAGCCCAAAUGGCAGUUCAAGAACCAAACAGCAUUGUGGGAGGCAGCCAUGCGGACCAGAUUAGUCCAACGUUUUCAUCUCCAGGACACGGCGAAUCUGUUCUGGUUGCACGAACCUCCGCCACUUGGACACAUAGGGACCAGUGGGUCUAUCGUGAUGCUUUAUUGGCCUUCUCUGCGAACAGUCUAGUCCCUCCCGCGUGUGGGCCACGUACCGAAUCGGACGAUUCACUAGAACCGGUGCCAACUCUGCUCAGUAGUAGCCGGUGUAAAACUGUGUGCUUGCCAGCAGAUGUGCGCAUUCUUGGUCGGCUCCCACGAUCCUCAGUGUUUCUCGAGACAGAAGACAACGGGACUGAUCACGAUUCCGAUCCGUUCUUGCUAGUGACACAGCAACUGUCUUUUGUUCGUAUCGCGGCUGCUGCCCAACUAGCCCUAGACAAAUAUGAAGUGCUAGAGGAUACCUGUGGACAGCCCGAAUCUGUGCAGCGCUCCUCAACCCUUGCGUCCGACUCCCCGCACCCCAAUCGUACUCGGUGGCUCUCACAGUUGUUGGAUGUAAUCACCGGGUUAUUAGCCAACGUGUUCUCGGCCAGUCACGAACUUGCAUUGAAUCAAUUGAUCCAAGCCGCCCGCUCGGCUCAAGACCUUGCAUUGCUAAAUCCUUCUGGAUUUUCUGCAGCUGAAAAUAGCGGUCCAUUGUCAUUUUUCGGAUGUCUUUUUGAUGCUUGUGCCUAUACGGAAGUGGCCAAAUUGCUUCAAGAUCACACUUUCCCUUUGGAGGCGCGAACCAAAAUUCAGUCCGCAUUCCUCGGUCUCGAAUUGCCAGAGCUGUUUACUGACGCAAAACAAGCGUUGGUCACUUUAGAACGAUGCGUCAAAGAACCGAAAACUGUCCCACUGGGUUCCACUAAAAAUUAA